UGUGAAGACGAACAGGCGAACGCAUUACCACAAACACACAACACACACCCUGUGUGGAGUACAUGACAUACAUCAGAUAUGGUUCAUCUUAUAUCAGUGACCCUGCUCUUCUCAGUAUGUGGUAUCAGGGCAUAUGUUCCUCAUCGCUAUUACUUUGUGAAUGAAAAUAAAACCUGGAGUGAAGCUCAGACUUACUGCAGAGAGAAAUACACGGAUUUGGCCUCCAUCAACAACAUGGAAGAGAUGAUGAAACUGGAUUACACAAUGAAGAAGGAAACUGCAAAGCAAGCUUGGAUCGGUCUACAGAGCGGGGGCACUGGGAAAUGGCAGUGGUCUCUGGCAGACCAAACUUUCUACAGAGACACUUACAGAAACUGGAAUAGUGGAGAACCAAACUCCGACAGAAAAAAUGCAUUCUGUGCUUACAUGUAUAAAUACAGUGGCAGAUGGUAUGAUGUCCCCUGUGAUGAGCCAUUAUCUUUUGUGUGUUAUGAAGAAACGAACACAAGCACAAAUAGAUUCAUAUUGAUUAAUGAGAAAAAGACCUGGCGUGAAGCACAGACCUACUGCCGAGAGAAUCACACCGACCUGGUCAGUGUGAGGAACCAAACUGAAAAUGAGGAGAUCAGGGGAAUGAUGCAAAAUUCAAGUUAUUGGGAUUUUUCGAUUGGUCUGUUUCAUGACUUCUGGGAGUGGUCAGAUCAGAGUAAUUCCUCAUUCAGAUACUGGAGGUCUAACAAACCCAGUGGAGGUUUGAACUGUGCUGCAGUGUCUGUGUCUGAGCCACACUACUGGAGUGAUGUGAGCUGCAUAGAAAAACUCCCAUUCAUCUGUCAUGAAAACAGACUGAUCUUGAUCAAACAGAAUCUGACCUGGCGACAAGCUCUGAAUUAUUGCAGGAAUCAUCAUUAUGACCUGGUCUCAGUGCGCACUGAGGAGAUGCAGUUCUGGGUGAAGGAGGUGGUUCAAGAUGCCUCCACUGAACAGGUGUGGCUCGGCCUGAGUCACGACUGUGCCCAGCGGAUCUGGUUCUGGGUUUUUGGAACCAUGGUCUGCUAUCAGGACUGGGCCCCAGGGAAUGGGACAUGGAAUGAAGACUGCAGCCAUGAGAAGAGAAGUGGAGCAGUUCAGUCUAGAGGACAGCAGCAGUGGAUUGACAUGCCUCAGAGCUACAAACUCAACUUCAUCUGCUCUAUCUAUAAUCGUUAGUCACAGUAUUUUUGUAGGAAUGUGAUCUCAUGAGCUUUUUCUAUAAUUGCAAUUAAAAUCUUUGUAUUUUCUUUGUAUGAUUAAUGAAGAAAUGUUUUGAGUAAACAUGAAGCCUGAAGACAAGCUAUGGUCCACCAUCUGUAUUCACCAUCAGCAGAUCUACAAUAAUGUCUCAUUUAGACUCUUGUAUACAUUAUUGAUAUAAAUUUAUACUCUUUAUCCAGAUGUUUCACCAAUUUAUUUUUAAUAUCAUAUUUGGUCAGUUCCACUGUCUCCAUACAGCAUGAUCUUUUCAUAUUAUCAGAGAACAAUACCUAUAAUAUACUUGCUUUUCUUAUUAAUCUAGGGUUUAUAGGCAAUUAAGGUGAAAUCUAUUUAUCUAUUUGGAUUUUUAUUCUUCAGUGUGUUUGGGAUGCACAUUUAUGUGUUUUUCAUCUGGGAAACAAACCACAUUCAGAUCAUUUACACCCAUGCAGGAAGUUUAGAACACCUCGCCCUGCAAACAGUGAUAUUAAAAUGUUAAUUAUUGGUGAUGGUUAUACAGGUGUCAUGUGAUACAUUUUUCUUGUUUUUUUCAUGAUUUGUGCAUUUUUCUGUGCAUGUAGACAAAUUAGUUUAUUAUUAAGAUGUCUACAUCAUUUCAUGUUGUUUCUUAACCUAUAAUUUCUGAGCACUUGCUUCUUAAUGUGUAACAUAAACUGUAAUGACUGUUGCCAGUUAAGUUUCCUGUCAAAUAAAAUCAAGUUCAAGUGUGCAUUUUAA
Messenger RNA from Neoarius graeffei (lesser salmon catfish), 1971 nucleotides. RefSeq names its product macrophage mannose receptor 1-like. The record is from RefSeq and is a predicted model, not a curated record. The coding region runs from base 79 to 1209 and encodes 376 amino acids. Lineage: Eukaryota; Metazoa; Chordata; Actinopteri; Siluriformes; Ariidae. The transcript has 5 exons.